Molecule: messenger RNA, 1565 nt
Organism: Hyalella azteca
Lineage: Eukaryota; Metazoa; Arthropoda; Malacostraca; Amphipoda; Hyalellidae
Exons: 6
Coding region: 246-1256 (336 amino acids)
Source: RefSeq, a predicted model, not a curated record
AAUACCAGUUCCAGCUGAUUGAUUACUAAACUUGAUUAAGAAUGGCGAAAAUAAUACCACCUCCGCAUUCAUUUACAAUUAAAAUAAUGUUGUGAUAGUUUUAGAAUAUGAACCGGUGAAAAAAUAAAAACCACAUUAUGGUUAUAGGCAGAUGUUAAAAUGUAAAACUUUAAAGACCUUUUUUAAAUUUUAACUUAAUUACAACCUUAUUGCCACUUACAUCUUAUAAAAAUUUACAAAUUGUAAUGAUCUCCAUUCGGCGCCCAAAUUUUUUUCGGAAACCUGAGAGAUGCAGAAAAUUUUGGUCGUACCUCCUCACCGCCCUGGCGUCGGCAGCUUUUAUUGUGUUUGCGGGGCUACCGGUGCUCGACAGCGCAGCGCAGCAGGAAGUGGUCCUGCAAAAUCGUCUUCUUGGUCCCCUCGACGCUGACGAUCCUUUCGUACUCAAGGAGAUCCGUCAGAAGUACCUCUUCGAUGCUCCUGGCCCUUCCUUGAUAUCAAAUGACAUCAUCAUAGAAAUGACUACCGGAUACGAGAUGAAGAGUUUUUCUUUCCAAUUUUACGAUAGGGUUGUUAAUGAAUUGUUCAUAAGCAAUAACAUUACGGGGGAAUAUUUUAUUGAGGCGGGAGCCUUGGACGGCGUGUACGCCUCCAACACACUGAAGCUGGAGUUCUUGCAGCAGUGGACGGGCUUGCUCGUAGAGCCCGACCCCGACAUGUUCGAGCUCCUCUUGAACACCAAACGCAACAGCCAGGCGAUCAGGGCGUGCAUUUCACCACAUUCUUACCCCUACAAGGCAUUGCUGCGAACACUCUCACCUGAAAAAUCUCCUCAUGAUUCUGCUAUUUCAUACAAAAGCAUGACUUCGCUAGUCUUUGAAGAAUCCGAUGACCGAACUUUCAAUGGCUUCCCAACCUAUCGAGAAGUUAUUUGUUUCCCGAUAAGGAGCAUCUUGUUGGCUGCCCAAGUGUCGCACGUCACACUCUUCUCCCUGGAUAUUGAAGACGCUGAAUGGAAAAUACUUGAAACUUUUCCCUUCGAGUCUGUGAAGGUGGACGUGUGGUUUGUCGAGCACAGGACGCGUGAUGACGUCACAGGAGCGCUCACUACGGCCUACGACCCUGAAUUUGUCAAAUGGUUCGCGGCUCGCAACUACAGUCUCUACGACUUCCACCUGAGCAACGUCCCAGACUACGUCUUCAUCUACAACAACAGCCGCUUCAGAAAUAUCAGACCCAAAACUACGCAAGCGUAGAUGACUGUUGUUAUGGAUACAUGUCAGAAAUUCAUGCUAAUAAAUGAAUAUUUAUACAUAUAUUAAACUUAAGGUAGUUUCGAAUCCCAUUUGUCCACUUCAUUGACAUUAAAUUCUCACACGCAGUUUUGUUCCAUUAAAGUCAACUAUAGAUGAUGAGAGUUUUUAGGAUAAUUUUAGAAUUUUCUCACCAUUGUACGUUGGUGAAAUAUUUAUCGUUGGACCAUUGUACUAAGCUAAAUUAGAUUUAAUCAAGUUUACAUUCCUCGAAAGCCUUUAAAAUUUACUCGCAUAAACGGAGUUAAAAUA